This is a messenger RNA of Anolis carolinensis (green anole), 3706 nucleotides long. It is a transcript of the gene znf771, whose product is annotated as zinc finger protein 771. Lineage: Eukaryota; Metazoa; Chordata; Lepidosauria; Squamata; Anolidae. The record is from RefSeq and is a predicted model, not a curated record. The coding region runs from base 86 to 2899 and encodes 937 amino acids. The transcript has 7 exons. Gene Ontology annotation, biological process: regulation of transcription by RNA polymerase II; embryo development; urogenital system development. Gene Ontology annotation, molecular function: RNA polymerase II transcription regulatory region sequence-specific DNA binding; DNA-binding transcription factor activity, RNA polymerase II-specific. Gene Ontology annotation, cellular component: nucleus.
CUCUUGGGGGGUCUUUAAGUACUUGGCGAGGAAGGGAAGCCAGGGCGCAGGCGCACUAGGAAGAGGCGAGGGAAGGAGCGCGCGCAUGUUGGCUGCCGGGGCGCGUGCCCAAAGGCGGGGAGUCCCCGGAUCUCAAAGCCCCGCCCCUUUUUGCUCCCCAUCAGUAGCCAGCAAUAGCGGCAGAAGGAAGGCAGCUCCUUGCAAGAGGCCUGGGAUGGAUGAUGAUAAGGACAGCAUGGGAGACGAGAAGCUGAAGGGGACCCCUCUCUCUGCUGCACCAGCUAUUGCUAAAGAUGAAGAGAAGAAGCUAGAGGCAGACACACAACCUGUGAAAGAUGAAAACAUCACCUGGGGAUCUUCAAGGAGAAAACGGCUGAAGUUCAGAGUAAGGAAAGAAGUAGAAGUUGUACAAGACCCCAAGUCAGAGCUUUCAUCCUUCAAGAAAGGCUUACCAAUUAUAGAGGACAGUAGGGAAGAAAAUCUGGUUAUUAGAAGAGUGAAGAAGGAAAAAAAUGAAGAAGGAGAUCUGGCAUUUCAGGUGAAAGUCCGGAGAGUUUCUACAGAUGGGGAUUCGGGCUCACAACCCGAGGAAGAGAUGAAAAGGGAGUCGGUGGAACAGAAGGCUCAAGGGCUGGAGGUGCAAAAAGUCAUAAUCCCACCCCUGCCUUCCUCGUCCCACCCCAACACCUGUGGUGUGUGCGGUAAGAGUUUUAGCCGCCGCUCCAACCUGGCCAAGCACCAAAUCAUCCACACAGGCGAGAAGCCUUACCGCUGCAAUGACUGUGGCCGUAGUUUUAACCAGAGUUCUGCCCUCACCAAGCAUCAGAGGACACACACCGGAGAGCGGCCCUAUGUCUGUGGGGACUGCGGGAAGGCCUUCACUGCCAGCUCCAACCUCCUCCAGCACCGGCGCUUCCACACUGGCGAACGGCCCUACCGCUGUGAGCUGUGUGGCAAAGCCUUCUCCCAGAGCUCCAACUACAACUUGCACCGCCGGGGCCACACAGGCGUCACGCCUUACCAGUGCGGGGUGUGUGGCAAGCGCUUCACGGGCAGCUCCUGCCUCACCCGCCACCAGAGGACCCACACUGGGGAGAAGCCGUACCAGUGCCAGGAGUGCGGCAAGUGCUUUUCUGGGAGCUCCACUCUCGCCAACCACCGCCGCACCCAUACUGGUGAGAAGCCUUAUGGCUGUGCGGAAUGUGGCAAGCGAUUCACGCACCACUCCAACUUAGUGGACCACUGGCGGGUUCACACCGGCGAAAAGCCUUACGUGUGCAGUGAGUGUGGGAAAAGCUUUCGCAACAGCUCUCACCUCAUCCGGCACCGUCGGGUCCACACUGGCGAGAAACCCUACAAAUGCUCCCACUGUGACAAAAGCUAUCGCCAGGACUCCCACCUGGUCCAGCAUAUGCGCUCCCACACGGGUGAGAAGCCGUACCGCUGCACCCAUUGCGGGAAGGGCUUCUCCCAGAGCUCGAACCUCAUCAUCCACCAGCGGACUCACACGGGCGAGCGCCCCUUCACUUGUCCAGAGUGCGGUCGGAGCUUCAGCCACAGCUCUGACUUAAUUCAGCACAAGCGGAUCCACACCGGAGAGAAGCCUUACGUUUGCUCCAUCUGUGGCAAGUGCUUUUCCCAAAGCUCCAAGGUCACCCAGCACAAGCGCUUCCACUCGGGGGAACGGCCCUUUUCCUGUGGAGAGUGCAACAAGACUUUCCGCCUCCGCGCCGACCUGGUCCGCCACCUUCGUGCCCACACUGGCGAGCGGCCCUUUGGCUGCCCUGAGUGCGGGAAGCACUUUGCUGAGAGCUCCCACCUGAUCCGGCACCAGAGGAUCCACAUGAGUGAGAGACCCUUCCGCUGCCCGGACUGUGGCAAAGGCUUCAACCAGAGCUCCAACCUCCAGCAGCACCAGCGGGUGCACGGAGGGCAGAAGCCCUUCAAGUGUGACAAAUGCGGGAAAGGUUUUGGCGUCAGCUCGGCACUGCUGCAACACCAGCGCACCCACACUGGUGAGCGGCCUUACUGCUGCAAUCAGUGUGGGAAGAGCUUCAGCGUCAGUUCCACUUAUCACAUACACCAGCGUAUGCAUGCUGGCCAAAAGCCCUAUUCGUGCGCCGAUUGUGGGAAAAGCUUCGUGCGCAGCUCUGCCCUCAUUCAGCACCAAGCCACCCACACUGGUGAAAAGCCCUUCCGAUGCUCUUACUGCGGCAGGGGCUUUGGACAGAAAUCGGCGCUCUCUCAGCACCGACGGGCCCACGUUCGAAGAGGAGAGACAAUGGCUUUGGUGGAGGGGUGGGACGGUACCGGCAUGGAAAGCAUCGGGGACCAGGGGAUGGGAGAAGUGGACAGCCUGUGGCAAGGCAAUGGCCUGGGGAUCAUGGAGCAAGAUUGGCACACCGAUGGGGAUGAAAGCAUCAGGCAGGACUGGGAGGAUGAUGGGGAUGAUGCUGUCAGGCCAGAAUGGCAGGAUGAUGGGGAUGAGAUUGGAGGGCAGCGAUUGCAGGAUGACACUAGGGGGACUAUGAGACAAGAAUGGGAAGAGGGCACAGAUGAAAAGGUGAGGGCACACUGGGAGGAUGCGGAGGACGAAGGUGCACAGAAGGGUUCUCAGGAAGACGGUACGGAUAGCAUGAAGAUGGAGUGUCAUGCGGCCGAUGGGGAUGGAAAGCUGGAGAAGGGUGAUGAAGGUAUGAGGCUGGAGUGCCAAGAUGACAACGACAACGAAGAUGAACACAAGCAGGAAUGUGGCGAUCAAAGCAGGAUGAAGGGGAAAUGCCUGGAAGGGAGCAUGGGAUAUGACACAGAAGGGAUGAUACGGGCAGAGUGGGAGACGGCCAUGGGGGAUAAUUUCAGGCAAAAGGAAACGAGUGGGACAGAAAUGGCCGGAGAGUGAAGGCGAUGGUGACAGGCAAAGUUGGCUGGGAAAUGGAGAUGAGCCUGGAGGAGGAGACUGGAUUGGCACGGCAAAGAUCUUGUGGAGUUCAAGUGAACCUCUGUGUUGUAAUGGAAAGGAGGAUGGGAAGGGGAUGCCCCGGGAAUCACUGGCAGCCAAAACCAGGAAACCAUUCAUUCAAGAUGCAGUGGCUAGAAACAGCUCAAUUGUUACUGAUGCAAAGUAGUCUUGGCCUUCUGCAACACAUAUAGCUGUGUUUGCAGGAUAUUGUCAGGGCUGCUGCUUUUCCUCACCCCAAUACUUGCAUGUCUGGGUUGGGAAGUGCUGAAUGGUUGCUAAAUGGUUUGCAGGUCUCUGUAUUGUCCCGUCUUGUGCCAUUUGCUGAUCAAACUAAUUCUAAAUUGGAUGGCCUUUGUCCAGACUGUUUUUAACGUUUACCAUACAUAUGUCUAUGGUGUGCCAUAUUCUUGUUAAACUAUCAAGCUCCUCCUCUGAGGUAGGUUCCCUGACAUCAAUAUGUGGUUGCCAGAGUUUGGUCUGAAAGCUUUGAAAUCAUUGGCAAAAAUGGUGCUUUGUGAACAAACCCUAUUAACAUAUUUUAUUUUUACACUUAUUUAGGAGCCCAGAUGAAUCUGGGGACAUGUGUAAAAUGCCAGUAUUUAACUAGAAGAGCUUUUUGAACUUUUAUUGCAUGCACCAGAUCCUUGACCCUCCACCACCAACUGUAGUUAUUUUUGUAACAUUUGGAUUUCCUGCAUUUAUCUACAUCUCCUUCUUAUGAAGUAAUAAAAGCUCUUUUUGAUUCCA